AUGUAAGAAGAUUUACUUCAACCUUCAGCAUUUUAGGUUACAUUGCGUUGUAAAGACCAUAAAUAAGGAUUAAUUGUUAAAGGAUGUGUAGAGAAGAAUUGUAAGCGAAAGAAAAUACUUCUUUGUUAAUAAUGCCUUAAUGAGGAUGCUCAUAUGGAACACAAUAAUAAUGUACUUGGGAUAAAAUAAUUUAUUGCUGAAUUUAGUUAGUCUAUUUAUUAGGCUACAUAAUAGAAUAAAACAUCAUUAGAAUAGUUUCUAAAUAAUGAUGAAAAUCUUAAAGUAUAUAAAUAUAUUCAAGAUAAUAAACAUCAUCUUAAAAAAGUGAAAGAUAAUAUUGAUACUUAAAAGACACUUGUUGCUUAGGAUAUGACAUUCAUUGUAGAGCAAUUCUAAUUGUAUUUAUAAUAAAUUAAAGAAAAUGUAUUUCGAAAAUUGGACUUAGUUUAUUCAGAAUAUGAAUCAUUAUUUGAAUAAACCAGAAAACAAUUUAAUUCUAAAUUCUUUGCAGCAGCAAAUUAUUUUUUGUCUACACCUAUGGCUCUGACUUGUAAAUUAGGAUAAUAGGGGGAUAAUUCAGAAGAAUAUCUAAGAAAAUUAAAAUUAAUAGAUAAUACUAGUUUAGAUAGUCUAUAGGAUUUAUUUACAAGAUUAUUAUUAGCUAAUGAAUCACCUAAGAUUUUUGAAUCAGAUUAAUAAAGAUUAUACUCAACAUUAUAAGAACCUUUAUAAAAUUAUUUUUUAGGUUGGUGUUCUAAUUAAGAUCGUUUACCUUAACCUCCUUAAUUAGUAUAAUAAUAUUCAAAUAAUUCAAAUAAUCUUUAAUUAAAUUAAGUAUUGAAUUCUCCAUAGUCAAAACCAAUAUUACGUGAAAAUUAUCAACUUUCAGAUUCUAUUGUUAUAAGUAAAUCUGGGAUAUAUUGUAAAUUCAGUAGAGCUUUAGAUCUUUCAAAAAAAGAAUGGCCUCAUAUAAAAUUGAAUAGAAAAUUUACUUUAGAUUUUACAAUUGGUGCUGUGAUUGGAUUAUCUAAAACAACAUUUGUUAUGAUUGGUUAAAAUGAUUUGAAAAUGAGAGUAUUUGAUUCUGAAAAGAAAUCAUUAUUGGCAUUUGAUGGACAUACUUAAUAAGUAAAUUGGAUAGAACCUUUAUCAGCAAAUACUUUCAUAACAGGAGCUGAUGAUGGUUAAGUAUAUUAUUGGAUUUUCUAAGGAUAAACUGCAAAAAUAUAGGAUUAAUAUACAUUUUCAAAUAAACCUAUAUUAGCAGGUUUAGAUUUAUAAAAUAAUUCAUUUGCAUUUGUAGAUUCUGAUGGAAGAUUGGGAUAUAAGAAUAUUACAACAAAAUUAGAAUUAUUUUUAACAGUUGGUAAUUCAAGAUUGUAAGGUAGAUUAAGAAAAUAUAAAAUGGCUUUGAUUAAACCUGGAGAAUUGUUUUGUGUAUAUGUGGCUGGAGAAUAAGGAGCAACUAUAAUAUAAGUAAAUGAGAAAGAGAAAUAAUUAAGAAAAGUGAAUGCAAAUACAUUGCCUUGCAGUUAAACAAUGAUACCAUUAUCAAUAAAUGAAAUGUUGAUUGCAUCUAGUAAUGGUGUGAAGAUAUGUAAUACAAAUAGAGAUGAUAUUUUAUAAGGUAAUGAUGUAGAUGUUGUAUUGAUGGAAUUUACACUUAGUUAAAUAAUGUAUGCUAUUUGUAUUCCAGUUGAAAUUGGUUAAUGUAUGUAAUAUAGGAUAUAAAAAAAGGAUAAUGGUUAAUAUGACAUACAAUAAAAAGAUUUAUCAUUUGAUGGUAUAACUUAUCUUUCAUCUAAGUAUGAUUUAUUAAUAUAAUUUCAGAUUAAAACCAAGAGUAUAAUUGAUUAAAAACUAAGAUAAAGUAAUAAUGGUAAUUGUGGAUUAGAAUAAAAUUAACUUCUUUGAUAUCACUAUGAAAUGA
Paramecium pentaurelia is the source of this 1930-nucleotide messenger RNA. NCBI's taxonomy places the organism in Eukaryota, Ciliophora, Oligohymenophorea, Peniculida, Parameciidae. The record is from the annotation of a GenBank genome assembly.